Messenger RNA from Trichechus manatus latirostris (Florida manatee), 2204 nucleotides. RefSeq names its product leucine rich repeat containing 72 (gene LRRC72). The transcript has 9 exons. NCBI's taxonomy places the organism in Eukaryota, Metazoa, Chordata, Mammalia, Sirenia, Trichechidae. Gene Ontology annotation, molecular function: protein binding. The coding region runs from base 1 to 921 and encodes 306 amino acids. The record is from RefSeq and is a predicted model, not a curated record.
AUGAGCCCUGGGCCAGGCCUGGCGGUCGUCGGUACCUCUGGCGGCCCAGGAGUCCCGAAGACCUGUGACUCCAACGCACAGACUUGUGCCCUUCGAGACGCUAACCUGGCGAAGGCGCCCUUGUCCGCCGUGGAGAGCAGUCGUCGGGCAGUUGAAGACCAGCUAAAGAUAUCUGGACACAAGAGGGAUGUUGAUGUCUUGGAGCUGUUCCUUUCUCGAAAGGAACUCACAGAAGUAAUUGAUCUUUCUAGGUUUAGAAAACUAAAAUAUUUAUGGCUUCAUCAUAACAAGCUCCAUGGGAUAGCAUUUCUAACUAAAAACUAUUGUCUGACAGAACUAUAUCUAAACAACAAUGCAAUAUUUGAGAUAGCAGGCCUGCACAGUUUGCGUUCUUUGCAUAUCCUCAUGCUACACCACAAUGAACUAACAAACAUUGAUGUAACAGUGAAGGAAUUAAAGGGAAUGCUGAAUCUGAAGAUCCUAAGUCUCUACCAAAACCCUUUGUGCCAAUAUAACCUGUACCGUUUAUACAUAAUCUACCAUCUUCCCGGAGUGACACUGCUUGACCGAAAUCAAGUUACAGAAAAAGAAAGAAGAUCAAUGAUUACCAUUUUUAACCAUGAAAAAGCACAUAUUCUCCAAUCAAUUGCAUUUGGAGGAAAGGUAGAUGCCUCAUGGAAUCCUACAUCACCAUUUAAACAAAAACCAACCCAGAGCGUACCCUCAGAUUUUGCAUUUGCAAAUAAUGUAGACAAAACUGUGUUUAAUGACCUAGAAGAUGCUGUUUUUGUAAGAUCCAUGAAGAGAUCAGUGAUGGCUAUUACCUCUAUGAACUGGGACUCAGUUCCAACACGAGAUGAAAAAUACCUUGAAGAGAAAGGCACAGAACCUGCUAAAAUGCUCACAAUUACACUGAGAUAACUCCUGGUGUUUCUAGAAAUCAUAAUGGUUCUCAGUUGUAUAUUAAACUUUCCUGUGAUUUAGCAUAUUAUAUAUUUAUUAUGAUAUUAUUUGAGACAUUUAAAUGUAAAUGAAAACACUAACAAUGACAAUUCCUACAUUUUAUUUUUUAAUGUAAAGUUUCUGUUGAAGUAAAACAUGUAUACAGAAAUGUAUGCAAAUCAUUCAAGUGUUCAGCUCAACAAAUUUUAAAAAACUGAACAUGCUUAUGUCACCAGCACUCCAGAUCAAGAAAUAGAGUACUGUUAGCACUCUAGGAGCCCCUCAUUCCUGUCACCAGCCAUUACCCACUCGUCAAAAGUAAUCACUGUCCUGAUUUCUAGACCAUAAAUUAAUUGUGUUAGUUUUUGAAAGGUAUUUAAAUGAAAUCAUAGAAGCCUUUGUGUCUGACUUCUUUCAAAUGACGUUGUAAGAUCCAUCCAUGUUGUAGCUAGUAGCAAUAAUUCUGUCAUUCUCAUUGUUAUAUAUUAUUCCAUUGUAUGAAUAUACCAUGAUUUUUUUUAUCCUGUCUACUGUGUUUUUAUUCUCGCCUCUAAAGGCAUUUGCCAAUUAUGAGUGUGGGCUAAUGAUCUGGGCUUGGCCCAGCCAGAAGCCUGCUGCUAGGGGAAAGAGAAACCAGAAAAGCUUUUAACAGUUGCCUGGUGCUGAGUGACAGAACUGGUCAUUCAAGGUAACUCCAAGACCUGGCUGGUUUUCCCAGAAGACAUUUGCUGAAUUCUGAAGCUGGGUAGGAGGCUAAUGAGCUAGAUCAAAAGCAUGUGAAAGGCAGAGUGACUUUUCCCUCUAUAUGGUGGUGCUUAGGAAACAUAGCCACUGUAGAAGUGGGACUGAAAUAAAAACAGGCAAGAGAUGAAAGCCCUACAGGGAGUAGUGAAUUGACACUGAGAACCUGGAGGCACUUACGGAUCUAGGGAAUAUCCACUACAGCCAAUAAAACCAUGGCUUUCUUUGGAGGUCUGUUACUUUAUAGCUGCAGAGAUACUACAUAAUUCUUAACAUAUUAAAUAUGUACUGAGUAGUAGUUAAGACUGCAGUCUUCACUGAGUCCCAGCUGUGCACUUGUGGGCACGUUAGGUGACCUCUUUACAUUUCAGCUUUGUCCUCAUCUAUGCUGUUACUGUUAAUUGCUGUCGAUUGGACUCUGACUCAUGGCGCUCCAUGUGUGCACAGAACUGCUCCAAAGGGUUUUCAAGGCUGUGACCUUUCAGAAGCAGAUCCUCAGGCCUGUCUUCCAAGGCAUCUCU